AUGUCAAGAGCUGUAAUCAAUUCAGGACAAGUUCUCGCUGACAUAGCUGGGAAAUAUGAAGAUAAACAAGACUGGCAUAAUGCUCUUGAGGCGCAUAAAAAAGCGGCAGCUCACUAUGAACGAGCCAUGUCGAACGAUCACGACGCCUUGACUCGGCAGACGCUGAACAGCAUGAGAUUAUCGCACGAAGAAAGGAUAAAAGCUAUUUCUGCAAAGCUGAACCAGCCGUCAGAGAAUUUAUUUGAUAUGAGAAAAUUAGAGCAAGAACUUUUCGCAAUACAGAGAGGAGGAACCGUUGGAGAUCCAUCAGCACCAGUGCCGUCUCUGGAGGACGAAGAAGAUGAGGACGAUGUGGAUCCAUUCAAUCGCUUCUGGGGCGUGGUGGAGCCACUGGUCAAUAAGCUUUCACAGACACCAUCACCGCCAUCAACAUCACCACGGCAACCACCAGUAAUGUCGGAUACAGCUUUUGACGAAGCCGAAACAGAUCGAAUACAGCAAGAAAUGUCGCUUAUUGAUGAUUCGUUCUUUACUUGCCCGACAAAAGCACAUCAAAAUCUGAAAAACUAUACCCAAUCUGACCAGAAUCCAGUAACAUUGAUGCUAAAUCCAGAUGAUAACCCUGAGGAAGAGAACAAAACCCUGAAAGCUCAAAUUGCAGAUAUCAAAAACGAAAUUCGGAGUCUGCAGCAGAGAUCUGUGGAUAGCACUGUCCUAAAGAGCAGUAUCAUUCAGUUCAAGAAAGACGUUCACAAGCAAGCAUUACGAGUGCUUCAAACACAAGAAUCUGCCAUGAUGACACGAUCAGCCAUGACCACAGGUUCUUCGCCAUCCAGAAAUGUUCGACAUGUAGGAACGAGCACUGCAGAGAUCGUGAAUCGGAUUCGAGAGUUAGAGGAAGCAAACAAGGUUCUGAGGUCGCAGAAUAGAAAGCAAGACGCAUUGAUGAACAAAUACAGAGAGAGAUGGGAAAAGCUAAAAGAGGGUGCGAAAAAGAGACAGCCUUCAUCGUCAGAAGCAGCAGCGUCUAAUGGAGCCCCAGUAUCUUUAACAGAAUCAUCAACGGUUAGAGGAUCAACUCUAUUAAGCAACUUGGCAUCCGCUAAUCCACCCAUCACUGCCAAUUUAUCGGCGUCAGCAGCAUCAACAGCAUCGCCUGUCACUAGAAAAGCUUCAAUUUGA
Messenger RNA from Mucor velutinosus, 1182 nucleotides. RefSeq lists its product as uncharacterized. The record is from RefSeq and is a predicted model, not a curated record. The transcript has 5 exons. The coding region runs from base 1 to 1182 and encodes 393 amino acids. NCBI's taxonomy places the organism in Eukaryota, Fungi, Mucoromycota, Mucoromycetes, Mucorales, Mucoraceae.